Molecule: messenger RNA, 2607 nt
Organism: Gryllus bimaculatus (two-spotted cricket)
Lineage: Eukaryota; Metazoa; Arthropoda; Insecta; Orthoptera; Gryllidae
Source: the annotation of a GenBank genome assembly
AUGCCCCAGUUGCACUCGGUUAUGCCUCGCCAACGGCGCAAUAGGACAGGUUGCAAAGCAAAAGCUAUUGGCGUACGUUCAGUGACACAAUGGUUGAAUGGAAGUGAAAACAGUUCUUCAGAGUUACACGGGGAUGCAGGUGACAAGAAGUUAGAUGAAAAUAAGAUGAAAAGGUUUUUACGUCGAGAAAGGGCAGCAGUAAAGUAUGUUCGAGAAGGACAACCUAGAGAUGACGGUUCCAGCCCCGCCACGGAUCCGCUGCUGGCUGCUGGUGUCACGCAGAAGCGUGUUGGCGGCCACUGCGGCGGCGGGAGGUCGAGGAACCCGCGCGGCCACUUUCCCUCUCCGCGGCCGCCCCGUGCUGCGCCCUGGCGGCGGGCCGGGACUCCCGCGGGCGCGGCGGCGCCCCCGCACGCCGCCCGGCCGCCUCCGCCUCCGCCAGCGCGCUCGCCAGCCGGCUGGCAGGCAAGCAGGCUCGCAGUCCGUCGCGCGAGCCGUGCGCGAGCGAGUGUCGGUUGCGAGCGAGCGAGCGAGAGUGUGCGUCUGCGCGCGCGCGCGCGGGUCGCGAUGGCGGCGACGGCGGAGCAGCUGCGCCUGGCGCAGGUGGGGCUGGUGGCGCGCAGCCCCGAGGGCCACGCGGCCAAGGGCAUGGCCAUCAAGGGCCAGGAGGACCUGUGGGUGGAGAUCCAGGCCAACACCUUCCGCAACUGGGUGAACGAGCACCUGCGCGGCGCGGGGGCGCCCGAGGUGCGCGACCUGGCCACCGACCUGCGCGACGGCACGCGCCUCUGCGCCCUCGUCGAGGCCCUGCAGCGCCGCCCCAUCCGCCCGCCCUGGAUCCGACGCCCGGCCAACCAGCACCAGUUCCUGGAGAACGUGGCGGCGGCGCUCGCGGCCAUCGCCGCCGACGGCGUCAAGCUCGUCAACAUCGGAAAUGUGGACAUAGUCAAUGGCAACCUCAAGCUGGUUCUUGGACUCAUUUGGUCGCUUAUCGUUCGCUACCAGAUUGGUCGCUCCAAAUUCCCUCCCAAGAAGCUAAUGCUCGCUUGGCUUAAGGCUGUGCUACCAGAAUGCAGAGUUACAAACUUCACAACGGACUGGAACUCGGGCGUCUUCCUCGUUGCCAACUGCCGGCGGGCGAUGGAGGCGGCGCGCCGCGAGCUGGGCGUGCCCGUGGUGCUGCAGCCCGAGUACCUGGCGUCGCCGCACCUGGACGAGCUGUCGGGCAUGACGUACCUGUCGUACUUCAUGCGCGAGGGCGGCCCGGGCUACAAGGCGACGCUGCGCUGGGUGCAAAGCCAGCUGCCCGACAUGCACGUGCGCAACUUCACGCGAGACUGGAACGACGGGACGGUGCUGUGCUCGCUGGUGCGCUCCCUGGGCGGGCCGGUGCCCGGCUUCGAGCAGCUGCAGGCCGAGUCCUCGCAUUGGGAGAGCAACCUCAACAAAGGGCUGCAGGGAGGGCGGCGCCUGGGGGUGGAGCCGCUGCUGCGCGCCAAGGACAUGGCGGACACGCACGUGGAGCACCUGGGCGUGAUGGCGUACGCCGCGCACUUCCAGUGGCUGCCCGCGCGCCGCGCGCCCGGCGAGCGCCUCGCCCUCUCCGCCGACGGCCACACGGCGCGCGUGCACAAGCCGUUUCACUUCCGGCUGGAGCUGCUGUCGCAGGACGUGGACGCGCGGGAGGUGCGCGCCGAGGUGGUGGCUCCGUCGGGGCGCGUCAGCGAGUGCCGCAUCUCCCUGGGCGGCGGCGGCGGCAAGGGCUCCUUCGUGCCCACGGAGGUCGGCAUGCACCAGCUGACGGUGUUCAACGAGGGCGAGGCCGUGCGCCACUGCCCCAUGCACGUGCGCGCGGUGCCCGAGCUCUCCUCCAUCAGCUUCCCCGGCAUGGAGCCCUGCGCCGUCGGCUCCAUCGUCGAAGUCCUCAUCAACUCGAACGGCGCCAACACGCGUGAGGUGGACGUGCGCGCGCACGCGCCCACGGGCCGGUCGCUGGCGUGCCCCGUGCGCGAGCAGGGCGGCGUCUACUCGGCCGCCUUCCAGCCCGACGAGCCCGGCGAGUGGCGCAUCGCAGUCACCCACGGCGGCGAGCACAUUCAGGGCGGGCCCUUCACCUGCUUCGUCUUCGACCCCAACGGCGUUAAGGACGUCACAGGGUCGCCGUACGUGGUCCGCGUGUCGGGCCCGCGCGGCCCCCGCGAGAAGUCGGCGUCGCCCACAGUGCGCCACAACGCCACGCCCUCGCCCCUGCUGCAGCACAGCGCCUCGCCCUCGCCCCUGCACCACCAGGAGUCGUCGUCGUCGUGGCGGGAGCGCAGCGCCUCCGCCCAGUCGGGCGGCGGGCUGUACGCGAGCGGCGGCAGCAGUCCCGGGUUCGCGUCCCCGGCGCGGCUGCGCUCGUCGCCGGCCGAGGAGACGCCCUUGCGACGCCGGCCCGCGGCAUCCACGCCCCUGCACCUGCACUCAGUGGAGGCGCGCGCGCGGUCGCCGACGCUGUCGCCCCCCUUCGUCAAGGUGACGCCCCCCACGCCGCAAGUCACCACCAGCACCGGCGGCUACUUCUCAGAUGGUAAGCCUGCCUUCCCCAGCGGUGAUUCCAUGAUUUAA